Molecule: messenger RNA, 4458 nt
Organism: Schistosoma haematobium
Lineage: Eukaryota; Metazoa; Platyhelminthes; Trematoda; Strigeidida; Schistosomatidae
Exons: 7
Coding region: 1-4458 (1485 amino acids)
Source: RefSeq, a predicted model, not a curated record
AUGAAGAAUAAUAAUAACAUUAGGACGGGUCAUUUAAUUAGUAACAAAGAUACAAAUACAAAUAUUAGUAAUAAUAACAUUGGAAUAUCAAAAUGUUUUUGUAUUCUAAAUUUGAAAAAUGAGAAACAUUCAACAUUCAUUCAAUGUAAUCAUAACCCUACUAGACAUUAUUAUUAUUUAUUAUUUCUAAACAAAUUAACUACAUAUAAAAAGUAUCCAUUACUAUAUCCUUUACACAUUGAAUAUAAAUUACAUAAGAAAUAUAUCUUAUCAAUAAAUGAUGAUGAUAAUAAUAAUAAGAAGAAAAUACCCGAUAAAUUUGAUCAUUCUAUGCUCAUUAUAAAUAAUAUAAAAAUGUAUUAUUCAACUAUUUUAUCAACAAAUUUAUAUAUUAAUAAAUUUAAUUUCUUUAUAAAUAUUAAACAGUUUUGUCAAAAAUAUACUACUUAUAUAUUGAAUAAUAGUAAUAAGUAUUGGUUAGAAAAUUAUUAUAAAAUAAAAUAUUUACAAAAUCAAAAAUCAAUUAAUCAAUCAAUAAUUGAUUUAUCUUAUUUUAAACAAAUGAAUGAUUUUAUCAUUAAUAGAAAUUUAUACUCCGAUGUAAUAACAAAUAUGUUCACAUCUAAAGGUUAUAUAUAUGCAACAAAUAAUAAUGGAUUAACAUCUGAAAUGAAUUUAAGUAAUGAGAUAAAUCAACAAAAUCAUAAUGAAAAACAAGUCAUUCAACAUGAACGAUAUCAGCGGAAUCAGUUACAGGAAUGUACACAUAUUAAUAGUUAUAGUUCUACAAGACAUUUAUCAGUGAUGAGAUCCAAAUGUUUACGUAGUAGUGUAGCUGCAGAAGAAAAAAUUACUAUUGCUAGUAAUUCAUUUAAGAAUUAUGUCAAGAGCUGUCGUUCACCUAAUCAAUUAUCUACCUCGUCUGUAAGAGUAGCAACAAGAAAGCCAAUAGGAAAUGUGAAUCCGUCAGAAAGAUUGAAAAAAUUUCAAAACUCUAAGCAUUUAGUUGAUAGCAUCUGUUCUUCAGAUGAUAACUUGGAUCAAAGUAGGCUAUCGAAUUCUGUAGCUAAAAAUAGUAUAUCUAUAAAUUCGGUUAUUGAUCAUUCAAAACGUACUUUGGUGAAACCUGCCAUACUGUCCAAGAAACAAAUUAAUAAACAAGAUCCUAAUAAAACUUAUGAAACAAACUGUCUACGUUUAACGGCUCGGUCACAUCAAAAUCAAUCACAAACUGCGCUCCCGACUAAAUCACAAAAACAGCACCCAGCAGUGAUAUUGCCGUCUUCUACCUCUUCUGUUAGUUAUAGAUUAUCGAAUUUAAAUCGGCCACAAUCUUCAACACUAUUAGGUAAACCUCGUACUUCAUGUUUAUCGAAUUCCAAAGUUAGUUCAAAUAAAUACUCAGUAAUCAGACGAACAAGUACACUACGGACUCUUUGUUUAUGCUUUUAUGCUGUAGAAAUUUAUCAUGAAGAUUUAUCUUUUACAUUCGCUUAUCUCUCUCAAUUGGUCCCUGAUGAUUUGGCUAGACAUGAAAUUACAACUGUAUCAAAUGGUUUCAGCUUGAUUAAAAAAUACACCCCAUUCUCUUUGAUUCACCAUGUCAAAUUACCAAUAAUGAAUAAUUUUUUAUUGAAUUAUUUAACAAUACAGGAUAUUAUUCCCGAAAAUGAUAUCAAGCCAAUGUCUCCAUCAUUAUUUCAAGCGGAGUUUGAUUAUUCGUCAAUAACAACUGUGAGAUCAUUCAAUAAAGAAAUCCAGUCAAAUGUUCCUGAUCAAAUAGAUUUAGAUAAGAGUUGUUUAAAAGAGAAACAUAGCAGAGUAAUAUUGAGAAAAUCAUCUGAUUUAUUAAUCACUGAGCCAUCUUCAUCAACAUCACCAUCGUUGUCAUCAUCAGCGUUAUUAUUGAUGGAUUCAAAGAAUAAACAGUUAGUCUCCAAAUCAUACACUGCAAAGUCAACAGAUUAUUCUGUUGAUAAUAAUGACAUCACUUCAAAAAUAGUUAUUGAUAAAAGUCCUAUUAAACACAAUCCCGUUCAUAAAUUGUGUUCAAAUCCGUCGACUAUUGUCACUAAAACAUUUCAAUCGAAUUCUGAUGUGUAUGAUUUACUGUCUCAAGUUAAACUGAGUCUAAUCAAGGUGGAGCGUCAUUUAAAUGAACUGGACGCAUAUCAUGAUGAUGGUGACGACGACGACGAUAAGAGUGUUCAUUCUGUUGAUCAAGUUGGUGAAUCAUUAUCAUUAGCUCAUUUGGCUACAUCAUGCGAUCAGUUGAUAAAAUUCCUGGGUCAACUUAAAGCUUAUGAUUUUCGAAUAAAUUCUAUGAAAUCUCUAUUGAAGUCAACUUUACCAAGUAGUAGUACAUCACUUGUUGUUACCACUGAUCAAGACGAACUAUUGAAUGAAUUGAAUAUUGUUUGGCGAAAACUGAUUAAAUUUAUUUAUGAAAAAAGUUUAAACUAUUUAAUUUAUGAAUUUGAAAAACAUUUAACUUAUACAAAAAAUCGUUUAGAUUAUUAUUUUCAACAUAUCCAUGUUAUAUCCCCUACUAAUGAUGAAAAAGAAGAAGAAAGUUUCAAUGAUGAAAAAAAAUUAAAUAAAUCAUCAGAAUCCAUUAUCUCAUCAACGACAAGAUCACCAUUAUUCUCUUCCACAUUCUCAUCAUCAACAUCACCAUCAUCAUCCUCUUCAUUAUCUGAAUUAUUAUCAUGUGCUCAAUUAUUGUAUACAAUUAAAUUACGAUUAAUUGAUUGGCUUAAUUAUACAACUUUAUUAUUAAUGUUAAUAAAGGAUAAUGAGAAGAAUGAUUGGUAUUCCAUCUUAGAUAAUAUAUUAUUACAAUCUAAUGAAGAAUAUAAUAAUAAUGUCGAUGUUAAUUCAUUGAAAAUUGAUCUUGUAAAACUUCAAAUAAAUUUCUUUCAUUUAUUAAAUUUAAAUAAAAAUUUAUGUUUAAAAUGUUAUCAAUUAUUUACAUAUUUAAAUAAUAAUCAUAAUAAUAAAUUAUCAUUCAUAAAUAAUAAAAAUUAUUCUUUACAUAAUAUUACUAAUCAUUUUAUCAUGGAAAAUCAAUAUAUUGAUUUAUCAUUAUUAAUGAAAGAUGAUUAUAUAAUGAAAUCUAAUUCACAGUUAUAUGAUGAUAAUGAUAAUAGUAGUAGUUCAGAAUGCUUUGAAUCUGAUCAUUUUUCAUUGAUAAAGAAAAACAAUCGUUCAAAUUUAUUGGAUAUAGAUUUGGAUUUAGCCAAUUCACAAUUAAACAACUUUAUCGUUUCUAAUUUAUCAUCAGACGAGUUAAACAAUAUUCAUCAAACCCCUAAAUCAAUAUAUUUAAUUGCUAUGGUGAAACCAAAUUAUAACAAUAUCAUUUUGAAAAAUAACAAUUUAUCAACUAUUGAGAGUAGAAUGCAAAGUGUACAUAAUUUCCAUGCUAAACCUUUGACAAAAUUAUUUGAUCUAAAACAAAUAACUGGUUUACAGUUUUAUCCUUAUCCUGUUCUUCAUCAUGAUAGUAAUGAACAGUCUAAUUUCAGCAAUAAUCUGACAGAAUCAUCAAACAACAAAAUUAGACAAAUUCAACUUCAUUUUAAUCUAACGAAUUCAAUGCAAAAUAUGUCGGAAAAAUCGAUCAUGCCAAUUAAUACAACUAUCAUCAGUAAUUUCAUGAAUUCACCAAACUGCAUUUGUAUCAUCAGCACUUCUUAUAAAUCAGGUAAAAUAAACAUAAAAAGUACAUUUAAAAUAUCUUACAAAAGAAAUGUUCAUUUAAACGAUGAACUAUUAAUAAAUUCACCAUUGAAUCAAAUGUCUACAAUAUUGAACAGAAAUAUUUGUGAAAUCAAUUGCGCCAAUAAACAUCAUGAUAAUAAUGGUGCUUCUGAUCUUGAUCUUGAUGGUGAUGAUGAUGAUGACGAUCAUAAUAAUUCAUUACGUUAUUCAAUUAAUACUGUAUUUAAAAACAACUAUGAUCACUGUAAAUUAUUUAUUCAAAAAAAACUAUUACAAAACGGUUUACCAUUUAUGCGUAAUAAUAAACCUCAUUUAUUUCCUGUCUAUAGUUCACCUUCAACAUCACCAUCAUCACAUCUUCCACUGCCUGGUUCUAGUGUUCAUUAUUCUCAUAAUCAGAACAGAAGUGUUUUGUAUAGAACAACAUCAUACUUAUCUAAACGUUUAUGUAGUAGUAUAUUCACGAAAUUGUUAUCAUAUUUUAUUUUCUUGUGUAUAGUAUUAUAUCUUAUUAAUUUUCUGGUAAAGUCUUCAUUUUCUCUACUAAAUAAUCUGUUAGUUAUACAUAAAGAAGAUUGUAGACAGCAGACAUCUUCACAAAUAUUCCUUUAUUCAUUAUUGUCAUGGAUUAAACGAAUAGGCGUGGACGGUGUUGAUGUACCACGAAGAAAUGUCAGCUUACUUAGUGAAAAUCCAUUGACUAGAACGUGGCCAGAUAAUGCACCACCGUUUUAA